Messenger RNA from Metopolophium dirhodum (rose-grain aphid), 6737 nucleotides. RefSeq lists its product as uncharacterized. The record is from RefSeq and is a predicted model, not a curated record. Gene Ontology annotation, cellular component: transcription factor TFIID complex. Lineage: Eukaryota; Metazoa; Arthropoda; Insecta; Hemiptera; Aphididae. Gene Ontology annotation, biological process: transcription initiation at RNA polymerase II promoter. The transcript has 31 exons. Bases 473 to 5146 code for a protein of 1557 amino acids. Gene Ontology annotation, molecular function: protein binding; RNA polymerase II general transcription initiation factor activity.
ACGAUAUUAUACUUAUUAAUAAUAAAUUGUUUGUUGUAUACAAUAAACAAUAAUAUUAUUCUCUAUGGUUAUCAGUACUUAUCACGUCCUUAUCUGCCACUUGUUUGUCGAUUUUUCCGCCGUCGCCACAAUCGACGAACGACUAUUAUAAUAGAUACCCGCAACGACUAGACCGUACGCUGCGCCGCCGCGAACACAAUCGUGAGCAACAACGCGCGCGUGUGGCUCCUAUCGAUCGUGUUUGCCAUCGUCUGAAUGUCCGAUUGUCACUGUUCGUCGGCGUCAGUACUCAGUCUCAGUCGUCGCAACGCGCGCAUAUUGCUCAGUUUGACGUCCGUAGUGUCGUCGUUCGCUCAAGCAACAGGCCGGUCCGUCUGAAACAAUUCCAGUCGCGCGUACGCACCGCCGUACCGUCUCUUGCACACCCGUGUCCGGUCAGCGGUAACCGGUGGCCGGGUCGCCUCCGGCUGCAAUGCACUUCGCACUAGCCACAACGCAGGGCGGUCGCCCAACGACGGUCACCACGGCCGCGAUGCCUAACGACGGCCCGCGGACGUCGGCCGUCCCCGCACCCACCUCCUACUUGCCGCACGCUGUGCCGUCCACGUCCAAAGGCGUCGGCGCCACCACCGCAGACGCAUCGACAGGCCUUAAUGCCGACGACCACACAGCUGGUGGAUCUCAGAUCACGAUGGAAAACUACGAUGACAUGUCGUCGGAAGACGAAUACCAAAAGUCCGGGUCCACGUUCACCAUGGCUUUGGGCCACUACUUUUUCGAGAGGAACUUGAUCGAAACUCCAAAUAAUUACCUAGCCAGCAAACCUGUCAUAGACUAUGUGAAUUUGAAGUUUGUUGAAAACAAUUUUAGAACAUUGGGACUUGAUGAAAUGUUUGAUAAGAAUAAUAUAAUGAGAGCUGAAAUAGAAUUUGAAUCGUUUGAAGUAUGGUUCUCUCACUUGAAGAACUAUGCUCCUGACAGAGAAUAUAUCAGAGAUCUCCGUCUACCAUUGUUUUGUCAUCUUUAUUUGAAUCUAUAUGCACCACGUAAUCAUGCACGCCUACAGGCCUUUUUGAAAACAUUUAAAUAUUUAUUUGCAAGUGCUAAAGGAGCUAUUUAUCUGGAAGAGCUGCGAAAUGUUACUGAUGUGUUAAAUUUAUCACCUCGUCUUGAAUAUUUCAGACGAAACAAAUUUGUAUAUGGUGUCUCUCCUAUGUUUGUUAACAGUCUUUAUGAUUUUUUUCAAAUUAAUUUCAUGCUUCAAGUGGUGUUUCAAGAAUGGAUUGACAUUAACUAUAUUACUUAUGAAGAUCCAAGAAUAGUAUUUGAUGAACAUUGUACCAAUAAUCAAGAACGAGUAAAUAAUUUGGAUAAAGCAAAUGCUCCAAAAGUAAAUAAUAAUGUUAAUCCCUUUAGAACUAAAUUAUGUAAAAAAACACUGAAUACAUCUCAAAAUCAGAACAACAAUCGCAAAGUCAAUAAUUCUGAAAAUGAUUAUUACAAUAAUCAACGUCCUUCUACGAGUAAAGAUUUUGUUGGCUCCAGCUCUGGCUCCAGUUUUCAAGUAUCCAAUUGCAGAAAAUUGGCUAACAAUUGUGUUGAAGAUCAACAAAAACAGGAUACAAAUUCGGAACUAGACGAAUCUACUGAAUAUUCUGAACAGUCUUCAACCCAGGAUCGUUACCUACAACCAAGAUCUAGACGAUCAAAGAAGUCAACUGAAAAUUCUGAACAGUCUUCGACAGAGGAUCAUUAUCUAGAACCAAGAUCUAGGCGAUCAAAGAAGUCAACUGAAAAUUCUGAACAAUCUUCAACAGAGGAUCAUUAUCUAGAACCAAGAUCUAGGCGAUCAAAGAAGUCAACUGAAAAUUCUGAACAGUCUUCAACAGAGGAUCAUUAUCUAAAACCAAGAUCUAGACGAUCAAAGAAGAAAAAUAUCAAAAGAAAACAUUUGAGACAUGCCAGAGAUCGUCCUUCGUCGUAUGAACGAGAAUCAAGAAGACUUAAGAAAUUCUGCGUUGAAAAAAAUGAUGAUACCAGCUUACAAAAGAGAUCUAAAAGUCAUCAAGAAAAUGAAAAAUUGUCAGAAUCACUUAGAGAAGGACAGAGUUUAUCUAAUCAGAAAGAAGUUAAAGAAGAAAGAAUAAUAUUACGGAUUUCAAGAAAGUCUAACAGAUUACACGUCAUUUCCAGUAAUGAGAAGAAAGAACCUAAUGAUCCUGAAAAUCCUAUUCUGGAGAAAUCAAAUGAAGAACAAAUAUCAAAUAAAGGGAAAAAGUCUCGUAAGCACCGAAAAAAACAUAAAUUAAGACGCAAAAAAAAAUCUACCUCCGAUAAUAAUUUGCAUGAAAGCUCUACUGAAACAUCAAAUAAAGACGAACAAUUGCGGAAGAAAAUUAAAUCAAGCGACCGAAGAAAAUCUACCAGUAAUCAAAAUCAAAGUCGUUCUUGUGAAAAAUCAUCUGAAAUAUCUGAUGACGAUUACAAAGAAAAAAAGUGCAAGCGGCAAAAGAAAAGUAGUGGAAGCAAAUCCACCAACGAUGAUAAUAAUAUGCAAAUGAGUGAAAGUUUAUCUGAAGUAUCUGAUGGAGAAAAAAAAAUUCACAAGAAAAGUGGCAAAUCUAUCAGUGAUGAUAAUAUGCAUAUAUCAAAUGACGAUGUAAAAAAGCAAAAACGACAAAAUAAAAGAAGCAAAACUAAAUCUACCAGUGAUGAUAAUAAUCGUAUGCCCGAAAUAUCAAGUGAUGAACAAACAUUUCAAAAACCUCAAAAGAAAAAAAAAUUAAGAGGCAAGGAAAAAUCUGACUAUAAUAUAGAUUAUAGUAGUUUGUGUGGAACCUCGUCUGAAGACCAAGAAAGCCCAAAUAAAGAUAGAGAAAGUCAUAAAUCAAAUACCAGAAGAAAAUAUGAGCGCAUUAAUAGUAAUACUAGUCCAAGUGAAAGUUAUUCAGCAGGAGAUUCUUUGGAGGAUUCCAGUUCUUUGUACUCAUCUUCUUGUGAUGAAGAACUUUCGAUGCGUAAAUAUAUGAGAAAUAUCAAAAAAUCAACUCAAUAUGUACGCUAUGAAACUUCACGUCAUUUGAAACCCAUAAAAGUUACUAAAAUUAAUUUGAAAACCCUUGAUGAAGAUUUGUAUCUACACUCAAGUCGAAAAAUAAUCUUGAAAAACUGUAGCAAAGUAUCGUGUUCUUUUUUGACUUCCGAUCAAAAUUUGGUUGUUGCUGGUUCAGUAGAUGCUUUGAUUUAUUUAUGGGAGAGAGAUAAUGAACAAUCUUUAUCAGAAGAAUCUCAUGAUAUUCUACAUACCAUUGGAAAUAUAAAUCCCAGCAAUUUUGCACCAUCAGUACAAGGAAACAAUUUAGUUGAAUAUUUGGACAAAAGUAAAGCAUUUAUAUUACGUGGACAUGGUGGAUCUAUAUUUGAUUUAGCUGAAUUGCCAUCAGCUAAAAUCCUGCUCAGUGCAUCUGAUGACAAAACCUACAGAGCUUGGGACUUGAGAACUAAACAGUGUAUAGAAAUAUACAAUGAACAUGAACAUAGGACAUGGUGUAUUGCUGCCAGUCCAUAUAGCUUGCAAGUGGCCACAGGAUCAUGUGAGGGCGCUAGCUGUUUAUGGUUUUUGAACUAUAAACGUCCGUUAAGAAUGUUUAUCGGUCAUCUCGAUGAUAUUUUGGUUUUAAAAUUCCAUCCAAAUCAAGUGUUCUUAGCUACUGGUUCAUCGGAUAAAACUGUUAGAGUGUUUGAGCUAACAACUGGUGACUGUCAUAGAGUUUUAAUGGGACACACCGAUUAUAUCACCUGUUUAGAAUUUAAUUCUGAAAAUUUUAAUUAUCUAGCAUCUGCUGCUGGUAACGGAGAAAUAAUAGUAUGGGAUGUGUCAUCUGGUGAAAUAGUAUGGAGGAUUGGAGUUGGUAAAGUGUUAUUUUCGGAUCUUCUGUGGAUAACAAAAGAUGUAUUAUUAGCUUCAUUGACUACUGGCGUUGUCUUAAAAUGUGACACUACACUGAAUUAUAUAGAUUCCUCCUGUAAAGUAAAUGGAUUUGAAACUCCAUUUUAUCGUCUGUUUUCCUUACAAAUGAUCAACAAUAUAGUGUAUACAAUAGGCAUUCCUGAUAAAUCAGGUGGUCUUAAACCACUAUCUAAAAGAACCAAAGAGAAAGCUUUACAAAUGAAAAGUGAACAACAAAAAUCUCAAAAGGAACCUUCACCAUUAUCUAAAUUAUUUUUCCCACAACAUAUUAUUGAUAACAAUAGCAAUUCAAUGACACCUUUACGUGGAUUGAGUUUGUCAAAACCAAAUCAUACUUAUGAUUUUGAAUAUCAAAUAAAUACUAAUGAUCAGCUUAAUAAAUCAACAGUGCCAAAUUUUUUGAGUAUGAAUUUAAAAUCUUCACCAUUUCAUUUAUCUGCUGAUGAAAUAUCUAAAUUAAGUUCCGAAUACCAAUCAAAAAAUAUACGAUUAAUUCCAGCAUCGGAUAUAACUAAUAAUCUUCAAAAUGCUUACCUAUUGCCUGUUCAACAAAAUAUUCGGACAAGCAAGGCAAACUCUAUAAAUACCCAUUCAACAAAUGUUCAGAUACCAAGUACGAGUAAAUCACAAAAAUUAAAUAAAACACAAGUACCACCAAAAUCAAAAAUAACAACAGCAAAACAGCAUAACUUUGGUAACAGUAGUUUAACAAUGCAUACAAGUAUUCAACACAUGCAAAUAAAAACCACUAAAGCCCAAGAGCAGCUGUAUUUAGAUGAUCAUAAAGACACUGAUAUGUUAGUCCAACAAUAUCUACAAACAACGAGCACAAGUACUCACAAGCAGCAAACUUCAAACCUAUUGCAAGUUACACGACCAGGGAUAAGCUCUCCAUUGCUUCAGAAUAGCAUUGUACAGCAAGAUCAGAAAAUGCAGCUACAACACGGCACUGGAAGUAAUAGUAAUGUUGCUGGGACAAAUGUUCAACAACAGCAGUUAUUACAACAAUCACGGUCUAAUACAAAUUUAACAAAAGGGAAUGUUCAACAGCGCUUAUCCUCGCAAACAAAUAAUCGAUCUUCCAAUGUUACUAAACGUCCAUCUCCUAAACAAAGUCCUAAUAAAUCAUCUUCUUUGGAUGACACAGGCACAGGUAAACAUACUCGCAUGCAGUGAUGGUAAUCUUAACACAUUCAAGCCAUUUAAUGCUUCCGAGCUAAAAUAUAAUAAUUCAACAUUCAUUAAUAUUUACUACUUAUUAAGACGUAAGUGUUUUUCAACAUGUAAUUCUUAGUAUUUUUAAUUCUAAGUUGUCAUUAAUGACAUUAUUUACAAAAUUUAUAUAUUUUAUCUUUUAGUGUAAAACAAAACUAUUACAAUUAUUAUUUUAUUUUUAAAAUUGUUUGAUACUUAAUAUAUGAUAUUAUACCAUUAUCUUAUACUUAAAUGUAAUUUCUGAAAACAAAAUUUAUAGUUUGAAGAAAAUGAGGUAGUUAUUUGUAACUUUUCAUUUAAAUGUUUGAUUCUUAUAGUUAAACGUUAUUUUUACUUAUUGUAUUAUUUUAGUGGUUCCUAACCUUUUUAGUAGUAUGUAAAAAAAACGUUGUGGCCCACAUACCAAAUAUACAGGUGAAUAAUACAGAAGAAAUAUAGACUUGUUUAAAAUCAUAUAAAAAUCCCGAUGUUGAUGCCAAUUCAAAUUUGCUGACACUUGGACUCUCGAUCACCAUCCGUGGCCCAGUUCCACAUUGUCCGCGGCCCACCCUGACCAUGGGUUGGUAACCGCUGUAUUAUUGGAUUGAAACAAAUAUAUACUUUAAUAUAAGAUAAUACAUUAAUAGAUUAGAUCAUGUAUUAAGUUAAUAAUGUAUGUAUAUUUAAAUGUAAUUAAUUAAGAUAUUUAUUAUUAAUCAAGUUAAUUUAAUUUAAAACAAUUGCGUAAUUUAGAUAAAAAAUAUUGAUAUUAUGUACUUAAUUAAGUUUUUGAUCACAAUAAUGAAAAACAUACAAUGUUUUCAUGAAUAACAACUUUACAAUAUUUAUUAUAAUUGAUUUUUAGGUGGCUCUAGGCAAUUGAAUUUUUCAUGCAUUUAUACCUAUAAGCUGGUGAAAAAUAAAUAUAAUUAUUCUAGUAAUACAAUUUUUAUAUUGAAAACUAAUUUGAAUUCGUUAGUGUUUUUUCUAUGUUUUUCAGGAAAGUCUUUAAAAUACAUAUUUAUUUAAAAAAAUUAAGUAAAUUAAUUUGGAACUGUAAUACCAAUACUUUUCAUAAUUUUGAAAAUCCACCUCCUAUAUAACAUAGAAUAGAAACAAAAUGAAUUCAAAUCAUUUUCCAAAAUUAAAAUUGGAUUACUAGAUGUAUGUUAAUAUUUUGCUUAUUGGCAUUAUUUAUUGUCCUGUACCCCGAAGUAGAAAAUUAUUUUUGACCGUGUCUACGAUGAAAUCGGCGUACGCGUGCUUUAUAAUGUUUUAUCUUGUUCCCCUGCAGCUUGGUGAUGAGGAAUCCAGAGUACACACAAUAAUCAUUUUCGACCAACAAAAAAUUAAGGGCUGUGGCAACGAGAUAAAUUGCCUAAAUGUUGCUAUUUAAAAAAUAGCCACUAAGAGCUGCCUUAACCCACAUUGUGUAACAUUGGACCUUACAAUUAAAACUUAAGUAGCCUUUUUUACUCUAACAAUUUGUCUAACAAAGGCUCAAGGUAUCAUAUAUUUUGAUUCUUGUGAAUUGAACCAGAAAUUAAAAUAAAACAAUUCAUCUUAAUGUUCA